Molecule: messenger RNA, 3184 nt
Organism: Lepidothrix coronata (blue-crowned manakin)
Lineage: Eukaryota; Metazoa; Chordata; Aves; Passeriformes; Pipridae
Gene: ERGIC2
Product: ERGIC and golgi 2
Exons: 14
Coding region: 153-1286 (377 amino acids)
Biological process (GO): retrograde vesicle-mediated transport, Golgi to endoplasmic reticulum; endoplasmic reticulum to Golgi vesicle-mediated transport
Cellular component (GO): membrane; endoplasmic reticulum; COPII-coated ER to Golgi transport vesicle
Source: RefSeq, a predicted model, not a curated record
CCGCCGGCGGUGCCAUGCCCAGCGCGGCGCCCGCCGAGCAGCGCCCUAAGGCUCCUCGUCCGCCCCGUGCGGCCUCGCCCGCGGCGCUGGGCAGCGGCGGCAGAACCGAGAGAGGGAAUAUAUGAAGGAGGAGGUGGAGGAGUGUGCUGAAGAUGAGGCGACUGAAUCGCAAGAAGACCUUGAAUUUGAUGAAAGAAUUGGAUGCCUUUCCAAAGGUUCCUGAAAGCUAUGUGGAGACUUCAGCGAGUGGAGGCACAGUUUCUCUGAUAGCAUUUACAACAAUAGCUUUCCUGACUGUGAUGGAAUUCAUGGUGUACCGGGACACAUGGAUGAAAUAUGAAUAUGAAGUAGACAAGGAUUUUACUAGUAAAUUAAGAAUCAAUAUUGAUAUUACAGUUGCCAUGAGGUGUCAGUAUGUGGGGGCUGAUGUUCUGGAUUUAGCAGAAACAAUGGUUGCCUCUGCAGAUGGGCUAAUCUAUGAGCCAGUAGUAUUUGAUCUCACCCCACAACAAAAAGAAUUGCAAAGGAUGCUGCAAUUAAUUCAGAGUAGACUGCAGGAAGAACAUUCUCUUCAAGAUGUGAUAUUCAAAAGUGCAUUUAAAAGUGCUUCUACAGCACUGCCACCACGGGAAGAUAAUUCAUUGCAGUCUCCAGAUGCAUGCAGAAUUCAUGGUCAUCUCUAUGUCAAUAAAGUGGCAGGGAACUUUCACAUAACUGUGGGCAAGGCAAUACCACACCCUCGAGGCCAUGCACACUUGGCAGCCCUUGUAAGCCAUGAGUCUUAUAACUUCUCCCAUAGAAUAGAUCAUUUGUCAUUUGGAGAGCUUAUUCCAGGAAUUAUUAAUCCUUUGGAUGGAACAGAAAAAAUUGCAUCCGAUCACAACCAGAUGUUCCAGUAUUUUAUCACAGUUGUGCCAACCAAACUCCAUACGUAUAAAAUUUCAGCAGAAACUCAUCAAUUCUCAGUGACAGAAAGGGAAAGAGUAAUUAACCAUGCAGCUGGCAGCCAUGGGGUGUCAGGAAUAUUCAUGAAAUAUGAUAUCAGUUCACUCAUGGUGACAGUGACAGAAGAACAUAUGCCUUUUUGGCAGUUCUUAGUGAGGCUCUGUGGCAUUAUUGGGGGAAUUUUUUCAACUACAGGAAUUUUACAUGGCUUUGGAAGAUUUGUAGCAGAAAUUAUUUUUUGCCGUUUCAGGCUGGGCUCUUACAAAUCCACAUCGGUCCCACUUUCUGAUGGCCACACAAGCAACCACUUACCUCUAAUUACAGACAAUAGUACACAUUAGCCUCCUGAGAAAAUUUUCUUUCUUCCUGCCUGAUACAGAAGACUUUUUUUUAUAAUGAACAUUGUGCAAUAUGCUGAGACAGCGCUGAUGGGCAGCAAAAAAACAAAGCCUUUACAAAAAAAACCCAACAACAACAGCAAAACAAUUUGUGUAUUUUUUUUUGUCUUUCUGAGUGCACGUGGAGUCAUAGAAAGUUGUGAGACCAGUGAGGUGGACCAUCUGGAGAGUAAAGGAGUGUUACUGCCAACACAAUAUUCAUGAGCUGAACGUCUUCGUGGUGGCUGCCGUUGACCACUGAAGCAUCUUAGUGCCUGGGAAGGCUGCAGGCCUCAAGGAGAGAAGAGAACAAGUGGGAUGUGUGGAAGGCACAGAGGGACAGCAGUAGAGCUGGGGUUUCUCUUAGGUAUGGAAACGGGGGAUUGGGUUUUCUUGUUCUUUUGUAAUGCUGAGGCUGAGGGCUAAGAUGCCUCAUACAGGUGGGGAGCAAUCCUAGAAAAUCCUGAAGAAGAGGGGGAUGAGAGAGAACUUGGAGUAAGGUGGACCCCAAGCCAUGAUGUUGGUCAUAGCUGCUUCCUUUCUGCAGUUCCACCAUUCCUUAGUGGAAGAAACACACUGCAGAGCAGAGGAGUCCCUCUGUUUCCACACAUCCACUGUGCCAGCAGUGAGAGUGUCACUUCUGGCAUCGGUGUGGAAGUGCUUAAAGACACUCAGAAUGCCCUCCAGUGUGCACAGUUUUUAUAACUUGGAAUAAGGCAUUUAAAUAAGGCUUUUAAAUAAGGCAUUUGACUGUAGUUUUGUUAAAAGGCAAGACUCCCUAGUAAAAGAUCAGGAAAUCUUUGUACGCCUCUUUCUGGGUAAAGAAAUUGCUUGGAUGGAACCUUUGUUGUACCCCUGCUGCUGGUAUGUGAGCCAUGGGAGCAUCUACAUCCUGGAAAUGGAGUGGGGGAAGAGCAAGAAGCUACCAGUUCAGGGCAGUUGGGAGCUCUGCUAGGCCAGGGAGUAUGGAGUUGAAGUAGGUGACUUCAGGGAAUCUGAAUCCUAUUGCUGCAGACAAGUGAUGAGAAGGGAUCUGCAAAAUUAAUCCGUAUUGUCCAUGAAGGUUUUUGUAAAUUAAGAGAGCAAUAUCAUAUUGUAAAUAUGCUACUGAGAAUGAAUGUUAUUAAUGCAGAUGGUGCUUUGAGAAAUGGAACAUCGUGUUACUGCUGAACUGCUGGUACACAACUGUGGUUGAACAGUUACUCCACCAGUGUAAAAACUCAAUAAUAUGAUUCCUUCUCGGCAAAACUGAUUUAAUAAUAUAUUAGGAGAUGAUGCUGGUCCUGGCCUUACUCACCAUGGAAUGAAUAUUAUAAUUGAGAGGACUAAUUACAGAAAAAUAAAAAUCUCUGUGGUGUCAGAUUUUGCUGACUUCUGUUAAUGUACUUUACAGGACACUUGGAUCUUGGUGAUGAGCAUAGUGUAAAUAACACAGCUCAUUUGCUAUGCAAAGCAAAGGGCUUCCUAAACAGAAAUAAUAUAGUAAAUAAAAUGUGGGAAGUAAGGAAAGACCUUUGUUGAAUUUGACUGUUGAGAAAGAAGUUUCUUUCUGGGUCCUUGGGGCUGACAGCCAGGUUUGGGGGUUUCUCUUUUAUGCUUUUUUUUUAACACUGAUUAAAACUCCAGCAACUUGAGAAACUCUUUGUUUCCCAUUUCUCCUUAGCAUUUCCUUCUGAGGUUUCUUCCCUACUUCUACUCAGACUGGUUCUACUUUGGGCUUUGUCCUAACACUUGUUUCUUACCUGCCUGGAACAGACUGUACAGGUGGGAGAGGCUGAUCUCAGUUAACUUUUUGUACCAGAACUUUAAAUGUUAUUUUCUAUUCUCACAUAAAAGAGCCAAGCAGCUUGGUGUGUCAUAAA